GACGAGUCCGCCGGCGGUGGCGGCAGUGCCGUCGCGAUUCAACCCGAACCUCUCGAGAACGCGUGCUUCCUGCUCGAGUGCUCGUCAUCGCUCGCGUUCAUCGCGUUCAUCUGUCGACGAUCGCGAGGCAAAUCCAAUUUCAUCGAAUUCGCCAAUUCGCGCGCGUCAUCAGGAUUAUCGCGAGAGAGGGCGGACUCCAAGAUGCAACCUCAAAUAAUCCUGCUGAAGGAAGGCACGGACGCGUUCCAGGGGAAGCAGCACGUGAUAUCCAAUAUAAAUGCGUGCCAGAUUGUCAUGGACGCCGUCAGGACCACCCUGGGUCCUCGCGGCAUGGACAAGCUGAUAGUCGAUCAAAACGGGAAGGGCACCAUCUCCAAUGACGGCGCUACCAUCCUGAAACUGUUGGAUGUCGUUCACCCCGCCGCAAAGACUCUGGUGGAUAUCGCAAAGUCGCAGGACGCAGAGGUUGGGGACGGCACGACCAGCGUGGUGUUGUUGGCCGGCGAGUUCUUGAAGCAGAUGAAAGGGCAGAUAGAGGACGGCGUGCAUGCGCGCAUCAUCAUCAAGGCCCUCCGUCGCUCGCUUCAGAUAUCCAAGGAUAAAAUUAACGAGCUGAGCGUGAAGAUCGACAAGAGCGACAUGAGCAAGCAGAUCGAGCUCCUGGAGGAGUGCGCGGCCACGUCCAUGAGCUCCAAGUUGAUACACCAACAAAAGAAACAUUUCAGUAAACUGGUCGUCAAGGCUGUCAUGAUGCUGGACGAGCUACUUCCUCUCAACAUGAUCGGCAUUAAAAAGAUUUCCGGAGGCGCGCUGGAAGACUCGGAGCUGAUCCAGGGGGUAGCCUUCAAAAAGACCUUCUCGUACGCCGGCUUCGAGAUGCAACCGAAGAAGUACGAGCAGUGCAAGAUCGCGUUGCUGAACAUCGAGCUGGAGUUGAAGGCCGAGCGGGACAACGCGGAGGUGCGCGUGGACAAUGUGGCGGAGUAUCAGAAGAUCGUCGACGCGGAAUGGCAGAUUCUCUACGACAAGCUCGACCAGAUGCACAAGAGCGGCGCGAAGGUGGUGCUGUCCUCGUUGCCGAUCGGCGACGUCGCGACGCAAUAUUUCGCGGACAGGGACAUGUUCUGCGCGGGCCGGGUGCCCGACGAGGAUCUCAAGCGGACGAUGAAGGCGUGCGGUGGCGCAAUUUUAACGACGGUGCAUGACAUCAAGGACUCGGAUCUCGGCAGGUGCCAGACCUUCGAGGAGAAGCAGAUUGGUGGCGAGAGGUUCAACAUCUUCUACGAGUGCUCGCGAGCGAAGACGUGCACGUUCAUUCUGCGCGGAGGCGCGGAGCAGUUUCUAGAAGAGACGGAGAGGUCCCUCCACGACGCGAUUAUGGUCGUGAGACGCAUGGUGAAGAACGACGCGGUGGUCGCCGGCGGCGGUGCCAUUGAGAUGGAAAUUUCCAAGACCCUGCGCGAUUACUCGCUCACCAUCGCCGGGAAGGAGCAGCUCUUGAUAGGCGCGGUAGCGAAAGCUCUCGAAAUUAUUCCGAGGCAACUGUGCGAUAACGCCGGCUUCGACGCGACGAAUAUCUUGAACAAAUUGCGCCAGAAGCAUCACAAAGGCAUGCAGUGGUACGGCGUCGACAUCAAUUCAGAGGACAUCGCGGACAACAUGCGGUGCUGUGUCUGGGAGCCGGCGAUAGUGAAGAUCAACGCGUUGACCGCUGCCACGGAGGCCGCCUGCCUCAUCCUGUCCGUCGACGAGACAAUCAGGAACCCCAAGAGCAGCCAGGACGGCCCGCAGCCGCCGAUGGGACGCGGCAUGGGCAGACCGAUGUAAUCUGUCUGCGUUCGCUUAAUUUCCUCAAAACUAACACAAGAGAAUUGUAUAACGAAACGGAAGCACAUCUUACGAACGCAGGCGCCGUGGCGCGUCCCUGUAGCCUUGUCUCUCGUCAUCUUUUGUACAUGCUAAUAUUUAUAAUGAAUUACAAUGAGAUAACGAGUGAUUUCCUGUUUAAAAUAAAAGCUUAUUGUUUCUUAGACAUGCGAAAGCAUUGUGUCUACGAAAGUUGUAUG
Messenger RNA from Vollenhovia emeryi, 2066 nucleotides. It is a transcript of the gene CCT7, whose product is annotated as T-complex protein 1 subunit eta. Gene Ontology annotation, cellular component: chaperonin-containing T-complex. Bases 202 to 1827 code for a protein of 541 amino acids. Gene Ontology annotation, biological process: protein folding. The record is from RefSeq and is a predicted model, not a curated record. NCBI's taxonomy places the organism in Eukaryota, Metazoa, Arthropoda, Insecta, Hymenoptera, Formicidae. Gene Ontology annotation, molecular function: ATP binding; ATP hydrolysis activity; ATP-dependent protein folding chaperone. The transcript is spliced from 6 exons.